Messenger RNA from Plasmodium fragile, 738 nucleotides. RefSeq lists its product as uncharacterized. Gene Ontology annotation, molecular function: protein-lysine N-methyltransferase activity. Gene Ontology annotation, biological process: peptidyl-lysine dimethylation; peptidyl-lysine monomethylation. The coding region runs from base 1 to 738 and encodes 245 amino acids. NCBI's taxonomy places the organism in Eukaryota, Apicomplexa, Aconoidasida, Haemosporida, Plasmodiidae. The record is from RefSeq and is a predicted model, not a curated record. Gene Ontology annotation, cellular component: cytoplasm. The transcript has a single exon.
AUGGCACCGUCCGAGUUGCACAAACUAAGCUACUGGGAGGAAGUGUAUCAAGGCGAGAAGGAAAAUUACGAAGAGGCGAACAUCCAACCAGAGGAAUGGUUCGAAGAAAACUGUGACAAAAUUAUAAACUGGGUGAGCAAACACUUUAGUGAAGAAGAGAAAAAAGAGCAAGUGGCUAUUCUUGACAUCGGGUGUGGAAAUGGGCUCUUCCUGUACAAACUGCGCGAAAGAGGCUUCCCCAAUUUAUGCGGCUUUGAUUUUUCCGCGAGCGCCAUUGAGUUGGCUAAGAAGCUCUUCGGGGGACGCGGCGCGGAUGGAGAUGAGAUAGGAGACGAGAAAAGCGCUGCGGAUAGCUGUAUGAACCGUGCAGAAAAUCCCACAGACGUCUACGUGCAAGUGCUAGACAUUUACAAUAUCGCACAAGAAGUGGGACCUGAUUCAAAACUGAAGAAAAAAUACAAAUUGAUAAACGACAAAGGAACAUUCGAUAUAUUUUUUAUGAAUGAUAAGGGGCAAGAAUAUUUCACACAUGUAUCUUUUUUUUUUCAAGUGGAAACCCUCUUUUGCCUCACGUCGUGUAAUGCUUGCAAGGAGGAGUUACUCUCUAUCGUGAACCAUUUUAAUCAGACCAAUGGAAAAUUUCAGUUGACCCUGUUUGAUGAAAUAUUUUACGAAACAAUAACUUUUGGGGGCGUCAAGGGACAGAUAAUCACAACUUUAAUUUUUACAUGUUCCUAA